UCCCCUACCUCAUUCUGCUGGUGCUGGAGGGCAUGCCUCUCCUGCUGCUGGAGUUCGCCAUCGGUCAGCGUCUGAGAAAAGGCAGUGUGGGAGUGUGGAGGUCCAUCAACCCAUAUCUGACUGGAAUAGGUAUAGCCUCCAUGCUGGUGUCCUUUCUGGUCGCACUCUACUACAACACCUUGAUCGCCUGGAUCCUGUGGUAUCUUUUCAACUCCUUCCAAAGCCCUCUGCCUUGGGCACAGUGUCCUCUGAACGACAACGGGACAGGAUUUAUACCAGAGUGUGAACAGAGCUCCACUGUGGAUUAUUUCUUUUACAGAGUGACCCUGAACGCCACAGCCUCUAUAGAAGACUCUGGAGGAAUCCACUGGCCCAUAGUGGUCUGCCUGUUAGCUGCCUGGACGGUUGUCGCCAUCUGCUGUAUAAGAGGAAUUAGCACUGCGGGCAAGGUUAGGAAAUUGUAUUAUCAUUAAUAAUAAUAAUAACA
This is a messenger RNA of Cynoglossus semilaevis (tongue sole), 487 nucleotides long. Its product is annotated as sodium-dependent neutral amino acid transporter B(0)AT1-like. Lineage: Eukaryota; Metazoa; Chordata; Actinopteri; Pleuronectiformes; Cynoglossidae. Gene Ontology annotation, biological process: nitrogen compound transport; sodium ion transmembrane transport; neutral amino acid transport. The record is from RefSeq and is a predicted model, not a curated record. Gene Ontology annotation, molecular function: neutral L-amino acid transmembrane transporter activity. Gene Ontology annotation, cellular component: brush border membrane; plasma membrane; apical plasma membrane. The coding region runs from base 33 to 473 and encodes 146 amino acids. The transcript has 3 exons.